UUUGGCGAGGUAUGUUGGUGAGCAGUUCCUAUUAUUGAAAUAUUCCAAUAUGUCCAUGUCUUUUUGCCAAAGCAGUUCCGUUACUAAACUACCAAGACUCAAACCCGAUCUGCCGGCAUGUCCCAAACUGGUCCGAAUAAACUCCACGCUAAAUGGAAUAACACCGGAAAACAAUGCAGUCACUACAGCUAAUAAAGAUGAAGUUGGCACAUCCCCCCGAUGUGAAUCGAAGAAAAUGGACCUCGCCUUGAAAAAUUGCACUGAUCUCAAAGAAAGGCAGUUGUACAAAGAUUUCUCCACGGCAAGACUAUUGAUGGACAACGCUACGCAUCAACACGUGUACCAACAAUUGAACAUCCAUAAAAUUAAACAUUCGACUGGGACACCACUAUGGUGGCCAACAUUAAAGACCGAAGAGCCAUAUGAAGGAGAAGAGAGAAAAUGUAUCCGAGACCCGGCUACAUGGAACAACGGGUCAAGAAUGCAAGCUGACCAAGCCAAUGAGAAUCGGCAUGGGUUUGAUGGAAAAGUCGAAAGUGAUUUUUUCAGUACAAAUGGCUGCGGCAAAACUGAACCGAACAGUAACAAAAUUGAAACAACUGAAGAUUUUGAGAGUGACCCCACAACAACUUCUUCUAUAUCAAUGAGAAACGAGAAGGCGACUGUAGAGGUAAAAAGCGGUGUUGAGCACGAAGGCGAGGGAGCGGAUGACGGGCUCAGUUUAUCGGGAUGCAGCGAUACUGAAGACUACAGUUGUGGAAAAAGAAAACAACGCAGAUAUCGCACAACGUUUACCAGUUACCAAUUAGAUGAACUGGAACGGGCAUUUCAAAAAACGCACUACCCAGACGUAUUUACCAG
Molecule: messenger RNA, 861 nt
Organism: Saccoglossus kowalevskii
Lineage: Eukaryota; Metazoa; Hemichordata; Enteropneusta; Harrimaniidae
Biological process (GO): regulation of transcription by RNA polymerase II
Molecular function (GO): RNA polymerase II transcription regulatory region sequence-specific DNA binding; DNA-binding transcription factor activity, RNA polymerase II-specific
Source: RefSeq, a predicted model, not a curated record